Messenger RNA from Corvus hawaiiensis (hawaiian crow), 12364 nucleotides. It is a transcript of the gene GRK7, whose product is annotated as G protein-coupled receptor kinase 7. The record is from RefSeq and is a predicted model, not a curated record. Gene Ontology annotation, molecular function: ATP binding; rhodopsin kinase activity. Bases 2206 to 3861 code for a protein of 551 amino acids. The transcript is spliced from 4 exons. NCBI's taxonomy places the organism in Eukaryota, Metazoa, Chordata, Aves, Passeriformes, Corvidae. Gene Ontology annotation, biological process: protein phosphorylation; signal transduction; regulation of signal transduction. Gene Ontology annotation, cellular component: cytoplasm.
UAAAUGCUGGGCAGAUUUGGAUAAGUCAGCAAGCAAAUCUCAGAAGUGACUGGAGUAAUGAGUAUGUGUUGAAUGAUCAUAUUGUUUGAUUUUGCUUUUCAUGGAGUUAUGUUCUUUUAGAGAAAGUUUAUGUUCCGUAGAAACUGGGAAAGAUUCUAAUUAAUGGAGUAGAAUAGUCUUUGGAGCUGUAAAUGUGUGUCUUACGCAGGUGCCAUAAACUUUAGGUAUUUUCUUGAUUUGCUUAGGCAUGAAUAUACCAAUAGCUGGUGUAAGCUUUAGUUCAGCCUUUGGACCCUAGCUACCAGCCAUUUGUCCUGCUGCUCUUUGAGCUGUGGUGGAUAUUCUGGCUAAACAUAAAAAAGACCCUACUGAAUUUUAGGAAAUAAAAAGCUUUAUUUAAAAAAAAAGCUGAAAUUAAAGCUUUAUUACCUCCUUUCAUGCCUUUCUCUACCCAGGGUGUUACAGGAAUGUGUUGCUGUAGGCCCCAUUUUCAGGACAGCCACAGCAGAAUUCCCCAUUUCUCCCUUUGGCUCUUUGCAGUGUUGCUUAUGUUGUUGGCUGCUCUGCUGAGCCCUUUACGUAACCUUCUCCCGCCCUGUGCUUGCUCUCACCUGGCAGAACUGGCCAAGCUUUCGGGUGUCUGCCUUGCAGUUCCUCCUGUUCUUAUGCACACACAGCAGUUUGCAAUGGAUGGCCCUCUCCAUCACACCUAGAAAAAUACACCUCUGAGGGAAUUUUGUAGAGCAUGAGUUUUAAUGUCAAAUGGAUUCAAUGUGGACAGGAUUAAGCAUGUAAAAACAAAAUACUGCAUGGUUGUAGAGUGGCAAAAAGCAGCCAAGAAGGGCUUAACACUUAUUGUAGGGAGUCUGAAAGGUGCCUGUUAUUACUCUUGAUCUUUAGUUUUUUUGAUUCAGCUCUUCAGCUUGCUCUAAGAUCAUGAAAAAAAAAGAAGAAAGAAACUUGACCUUGACCUCAAGAAUACAGCUUGACCCCAGUGUUACUUCUUUUCUUGUUCUCAUAAUACCUUCCUUAUAUUGAAGGAAAGUUUUAACAGCCAAAUCACCUGACCCCAGAGCAGAAGGGAGCUUAGCCUAGUGAGUGCCACACAUAAUUUUUAUUCUUUUGAAGGGAAAAAAAUGCCUCCUGGUAGGCAGCCAGCAAGUGAAGUCAGGUGGAAUUUGCCUUGACUUGAUUAUAAUGUGCUUUGUCCCUUUGUUGAUGUCAUCUCAACUAUAUGCUGUUGCCACCUUCUUAUCCGACCACUUUCUGUCAUAAAGCUCAGUAGGGAAAAUAAACUGAGGCCAAAACAACAUAUGGAAGUGUCUUGGCAAGAUUUGGCUGGUCGUUUGAAGUGUUUCUCUUUUUUUCUGUGGGUAGGAGAUGAAGUCAGAGCUGUGUUGUUUCAUAUAUAAGGAUUAUUAUUUUUAGACCAGCGGCAGUUCUUAGCCUCUGCAUGUAAUCUGCUCAGACAGAGCCACUCAAGGCAGCAGGGUUUGCAUGAACUGUCUGCGGGGCUCAGUCACUGAUGUUGAGUAUAACUUGAGUUUUGGAGGUGUGAAUGCUCAGAGCACUGAACUGUGUGGUAAUUUAAAGCUCAACAUCUCAUGGUCAUCUGUGUCAAGGUCUUUUAGGCAUGGCAGAUUUGUGAUAAAAGCUUUUCGUAAAACCAGAUCACAAGGUAUGCAGUUGUUAGUCUGCUGAUGUUUGGUGUCAAUUGGGGGAGAUCCAGGGCUGUCCUACUGACUGUGACCAAAGUGCCCCUGGGUUGGAGAGGGCAUGUAUUGCAGACAGGAAUCUCUGUAUGCUCCCAGCAGCCAGGGACAGUGCAUUUAGAGGGAAUCUUGGUACAUUUAAAGGUUAUCAGGGCCCAUUCUGAAAAACACCAGCCGAACCACGUGCGUUUGGUGCUGCCAGUGGGAGGGUUUGCCUAGGAUGUCGUCCCUCAGCUAUACAUAGCAAACUCAAAGCUCCUUACAGAGAAACCUCUUACCAGUCACUUUCCACAAAUGGUGCCUAUACCUAAAGGUACUUAGUGAAAAUCCUUGAGAGGUAUUUAAUGCAAAAGCAGUUAGACUGUCUGGUGUUUUUCAGAAGCCCUCUGACACACCUCUAGCAGGGAGAAGUGCAGGGCAGCUACAGCACAGCACUUGGGCCAGUUAUUCAUUUUGUCUGAAACAGGCUCUGCCACCCCAAGGGCUUGCCAAGAUGUGUGACAUGGGGGGGCUCGACAACCUGAUUGCCAACACUGCCUACCUCCAGGCAAGGAAGAGUGGAGAAGGAGAUGCCAAGGAAAUGCAAAAGAGGCGUAAGAGCCUCUCGCUGCCCAAGGUUGAGCAGUGCAAAGAGCACAGAGAGUCCAUUGUUGCUGAUUAUGACAGCAUCUGUGAACAGCAGCCCAUUGGCAAGAAAUUCUUCCGAGACUUUUUAGAGACAGUGCCAGAAUAUUUGGUAGGUAGGAACUUCCUGGAUGAGAUAGCAAGCUGGGAGUUGGCAGAGGACAAUCUCAAGAACAGCAUCAUGGAAGAUAUUGUCAACAAUUUUCUUAAGGAAGGCGGCAAAAACUAUCUGUCUUUCAUGAGCUCUGACUUGGUCAGCAAAUGCCAAGCAGCUACUGCAAAAGACUAUGAGAAUAUCAUGCAGCUGGCCAGGGAGGAAACCAAACUCUUCUUUAAAGACAAGCCCUUCAAGGACUUCCAGACCAGCCCCUUUUAUGACAAAUUUAUCCAAUGGAAAGUGUUUGAGAAGCGACCAGUAACUGAGAAAUACUUCUCCGAGUUCCGAGUGCUGGGCAAAGGUGGCUUUGGAGAGGUUUGUGCCAUCCAGGUCAAAAAUACUGGCAAGAUGUAUGCCUGCAAGAAACUGGAUAAGAAAAGGUUGAAAAAGAAAAGUGGAGAGAAGAUGGCACUGCUGGAGAAAGAGAUCCUGGAGAAGGUCAACAGCCCUUUCAUAGUCACACUAGCUUACGCCUAUGAGACCAAAACCCAUCUAUGUCUUGUUAUGAGCCUCAUGAAUGGAGGGGAUCUGAAGUAUCACAUCUACAAUGUGGGAGAAAGGGGUUUGGAAAUGAAAAGGAUCAUCUAUUACUCAGCUCAGAUCACCUGUGGGAUUCUGCAUCUCCAUUCCAUCAAAAUUGUGUACCAGGAUAUGAAACCGGAGAAUGUCCUCCUGGAUGAUAAUGGGAAUUGCAGACUGUCUGAUCUUGGAUUGGCAGUGCAAGUCAAAGAGGGAAAAAGCAUCACUCAGAGGGCUGGGACAAAUGGUUACAUGGCUCCGGAAAUCCUGAAGGAAGAGGACUACAGCUAUCCCGUGGACUGGUUUGCUAUGGGGUGUACUAUUUAUGAGAUGGUUGCUGGGCGAACACCAUUCAAGGAUUACAAAGAAAAGGUCAGUAAGGAUGAGGUUAGAAGAAGAACUCUGGAAGAUGAGGUGAAAUUUGAACAUGCCAGCUUUACAGCGGAAGCGAAAGAGAUUUGCCAGCUGUUUUUGGCUAAGAAAAAAGAGGACCGUUUAGGAAGCAGGAAUGAAGACGAUGACCCAAGAAAACACAGCUUCUUCAAAACAAUAAAUUUCCACAGGCUAGAGGCAAGCCUUAUUGACCCUCCAUUUGUGCCAGAUCCAUCAGUUGUCUAUGCCAAAGACGUUGCAGACAUUGCUGACUUCUCUGAAAUACGAGGAAUUGAGUUUGAUGACAAAGACAAGAAGUUCUUCAAAAAGUUUGCAACGGGUGCUGUCCCUAUACCCUGGCAGGAAGAAAUCAUUGAAACUGGACUGUUUGACGAACUGAAUGAUCCCAACAGAGUAGUUUCUGGAGGUUAUGCAAACGGAGGGGAAGCUAAAUCGGGAGUUUGUUUGUUGUUGUAAUUAUAUCAUUACCAAAAAGUAUAGAAACCACCUCAGAACUUUCCAUAUUCUGACUCUAUUUCAGAAACUCAGUACACCUGUUUGAGAAGAACCAGCCAGUGUAAUGUGACAUUGACAGGCUAUGUAGUACCACCAGCUGAAUAGACUGUAUUAUUUUCCUUUGCUCUAAGGAAGGAGACAUUUUUGUGUUAUUGGAGAUGUAUCAAAUGAAGAACCAUAUUUCUUCAAGAAGCUUAGAAUAGAAAUUCUGAAAUACAACAAGCAAUGAUAGAGUGAAGAGGCAAUAGCUUUGAAAAUGACUGAUUACUGUUUUGAAUACAAUGAUUUGUUGGUUUUGUCUCUUUUUUCUUGUUAUUUCUACUAACAUUUCCUCUUUGUUCUACAGUUUUCAGGAAGGAUUUUUUAAUUUUCAAGUAAUCUUGGACAGUGGAGCUCAUAUACCAUGUCAAACUUGGAAUCUUAUUGGUUAGCCAGUCUGUCAAAUUCUAUUAGGUUUUGGGUGGUUUAUUUUAAUAUGUUCAAAUUGUCAUAAGAUAUAAAGAAAUAUCUACAUAUCACUUGGAAAUAAGAACAACAGGAUCAAACUCUUUUCAAAUGUGAUUUUAAGAUUUGAAGAUAAGAUAGCACCAAUUUAAUUGAAUAAAGCAUUUAUUUACUAUUAUUAAGUGUAUUCUUUUAAGUGAUAAUACCAUAUACAAAGAAAAUGUAUUUGUAAGUAAAUAGACAUUCUUUUUGGCAAUUUUAAACUUAUAUCAGAUUUCCUGAUAAUUUUUCUGUAUUUUGGUGAUAAAUUAAGAUACAGAUAGACCAAAGCAAUUCGUAAUUGACUUUUUACAAGGCAUUCAGCGUAAGAUUUUAAUUCAAGUUGCAAAAUGCAUUAUACUAUUAAGUGCUGUAAUGAUGAAAAGGUUAUGUAUGCAAGUUGAAACUAUCUUCAAAUGUUUGUUGAUUCUUGCAAAUUUUGAUGUGUUUUUAUUUUUCAAUUUUAUGACAACCUAAAUUGAAUUACUUGGGAAUAUUGCUAUGAAUACUUGCUACUGAUGAAGUGUAUUACUCAUGAGAUGCCUCCUGCUGAUUUUCUGUGGUAAGAAAAUAGGCAGUUGUUCUUUGCACAACUUUUAAAACUGAUCCUGCACAUGCUGGUCAGUGUCAUCUAUCCAGCCAUAAUUUCCAUUGACUGAAGUGGAAGUUGAAACUACUUCAUUCCUUGGAGUCCUGGAGGUUGCAAAUGCCCUCUUUUCUGUUUUUCAUACAGCAAACCUCCUACUGAACUCAAGGAUUUCUUUUAACUAGACACAGGGGUUAACUCACACAUCUGUUUUAGAAGAGGAAAACCUGUAGAUACAAUGUCUUCUAUAGUCAGGUCUGUCAUGUGCAGCACAGAGCGUUGGUAUUUAUUUAUAACCUAAUAGCACAUCCCAAACUCUUAAGUUUUAAAUACUUUAAGUGUUUUAGUCACAGCUAAGUAAUUAAUUGGUAAUACUUUGUGUUGUUCUGAGUAGAAAAAUAAUUGCUCUUUUUUUCUUUUAAAUUUGCUUUUCCAGUGCUUUAUAUACUUAAUAUUCAAGUGAAAAAUCAAGAAGAACAGUGUUACUUAGGAUUAGGGGGUAAUUCUGUUCAUGAAUUAUGAGCAUAAAAUUGUCUGCCUUUUGAGUGAAGACUUUGUAUCAAAUAGUUUGAAACAAUAUAAGCUGAAUUCUGACUUGGUCUUUUAAUUGAGAAGGAUGAUCCUGAAAGAUUAUGAAAAGCAGAGGAAGUUGAGAGGAGAGUGAUGUGGUCCUGGCAUGGAUUUACGAAAGUGCUUCCACCACUGACAUCCAUUGAUUUUAUUUCUCAUUGCUCCUACCUGCAGAAAGCUCUCACAGUGGUAGUGAAUAUAAUAGGCUAGUAUAUUUAAGAAACCAAGACAGAAAACUUUUUUAUAUAUAUUAUAUAUUGUGUAAAUAUUAUAAUGUUUUUUUAAACCCACAAAACACAAAAUGACACAAAAAACAUAGCCACCACCUUAUUACAGCUAGGAGAGACCUGUUAGUGCUAGUGGCCUCAAACUUUUGUCCUGAAUUGAUGCACCUCAAAUCCAUAGAAAUGCUAUUUCAAAAAUCCUCCAGAACCAUAAAGCAGUACUCUGAAAUGGCUGUAGGUUUUCCAGUGCAUAACUGAGUUUUGAGUUCCCAUUUGGAAAGAGGUUAUGUACAGACAGAACCAGAAUUUAAUGUCUUGUUAAAAUCACAUAUUCCCUGUGAUAUCAGGUGUUGCAAGGCUGCAUUUUUCAAAAUGUAUUGCGAUACUGAGAUCUGUGAAUUUGGGAUGCCAUGUGUGCAUAGAAUUAGGGUAUUUAGUUUUAGAAAUGUUGUAGUGUCAUUAAUCUCAGCAGGAUGUGCAUCAGUGAGAUCCGUAAUGUUAAGUGUAUCAUGAAUCAUUCAGAGUAACUCAUCAGAAGUCUGAUAAUGCACAGUUUGGCACAGUGUAUGACAGAGAAGAAUGUAUUAGCUUGAAGUAUUCAUUAAUUUUCUAAAAUUCUCUUUUCACAACAUGAACAACUUCUCUUUGUGCUGUGGAGAGGGAGCAGAACAAAGAUUAUUUCAUUUUCAGUGAGUCUUUUAAAAAUUAUUUUCAAUUUUUUUUAAGGAGUCUGUGAAAUCCUUGGUUCUUUUCUUCUUCCUGCCACUGUAAAGUUCCUUGUUAAACUUUCAGGAGCAAAGUUAUUUUAACAACCUGCUUCACCUUAACAAAAAGCCAGCAAUCCCGAAAGAUUUACAUGUUCAAUGAAUUGUCUUACUGCAACCAAAGAUGGUGCUCAUGUGGGUAAAUUUGAAUGUAUAUGCAAGUGCUGCAAGAGCAGGGCCCAAGUCUAAAGUAUUGACCAGGUCAUUGGAUGUUUAUGAUAGAAAAUGAGGGAUGACUUGGGGGAGGAAAAUAACCUUGUGGUUGUGGAUUACUUGAGUUGUUGUGGCAAAAGGAAAUUUUGUAAUUUGAAACUACAAUUUUUUUCUUCUAGUUGUCUCCCUUUUUCAUGCUUUGCCAAUGUUGUGGUGUCUCACUUGGCUGCCUCCUUUUUCCAGCAGAUAAGAUGCAUUUGAGUGCUAAUAUAAUCUAAAAAACUAAAUUGUGAACUCUGUUGCAUUAAGUGCAAUCUGUGAAAGGUUACAGAGUUGCCCUGGCCACUCUGCAGGCAUUGUACGGACAGUGCUGUCUUUCCUGCCCUGUUUUAUUCAGUCCGGCUAUUGGAACUGUUUGGUAAUUCUAACUGUAGAAGGCUGAAAUGUGAGAUUCGUGGUGGCUUGAUGUGUUCUUAUAAGAACAUCAUUUAAAGUUUGGUGACACUGAAGAAAGGUUGCUGGCUCUGAGAGGGUAUAAAAGAAAGACCUUUCCCUUACAUCUCAAGUCCAGAUUUUCUUUGAUACUACCUCUGUUACCCUUACCAUUGCUCCCCUAAUUUCACUGAGCACAGAGACAAAAUGAUGUUUGGUAUUAAUAUUAACCUAAUGAAAUCGUUGUUCACAGAGAUUACUUCUCAGUGGUACUGAGUACCUUCAGUUGUUUCAUGGCAAAGGCUCAUGUAGUCAAUAAAUGCCUUGUGUUGCAGCAAGAAGUUCACUUUUAUAUUCCAAUAUGAAAUAGAUUUAGUAAUAGGAAAUUUAGUGUGCAAAUUCCUGGCUAUCAGUUGCAUCUUUAUUAGGGAAGGCAACUUUACAUUAAGCUAAGAACAUCAUAACUUGAGACAGUUAUUUCUUCAACCAUAAACAAAUGCCAAUACAGAAAGCAAAACAAAAGUAAGAUGAGAUCUCUACUUAGAGCAGAUGUCUGAAAUUGUACAGUUGUAGUUACAAACUGAUGCAUGGUUUUAUAUAUUUUUAAUAUCGGCAUUUUUUUUAGAAAUGAAAUGCUUAUAAGUGUAUUUAAAAUAUUGUUGCUUUUACAGCUUUUAAUGAUAUAUAUGUAACAUUUUUCUGAUCUGAAUAUCCACAUCAAUGAUGAGAAUAAGUAAGUAUGCUCAUGUUAUUUACCUUAAAAAGUGUAAAUUGCUUCUUUGAUGUUAUGACAAUAAUUUUUAUCUUUUUAUCAUUAGUUUUUUAAUACCAAAACAUUUAAUCUCUUUCUGCUGUAAUGAAUUUUAAAACAAGUAUUUUUAUUAUAUACAGUGUUUUUUUCUCCAUGAUAGGAUUUAAAUUAAGGUCUUCGCAACUAUGGUUCAUAGCACCAUAGAAGCACUGAAAAUCCUACCAGUUCUGGGACUUCUGCUAAAAGCAAAGCAUAUAUUUUUCCCGAGUGACAAACACAUCAAGUUUGAAAUCUACAGGUGGAAGAAGGUACUGGUACUUUGCAGUAUGAGACUUGACACAUGUAAUGUUGUGGGUAAAGGUCCCCUGUGAUCAGUGCAGCUCAGGGAGUGCAUUUGGAACUUUGUGUCACAACAGCCUUGGGGAGCUGCACAGGCAUAGUGAGGAGUGCACGGACAGAAAAUGAAAACCAACUUAAGUAAGCACAUGACAUUUUAUGAUUAGGCACUACAUCAUUGCAGCAAGUAACACUCAAUCUAGUAUUUAAUUUUAAAAGUAUAUACCAAAAGAGUAAUGUUUCUUAGGAAAUAAUUGCUUGGUAUUUCUCUUGAGUUUCAUUUAUAUAAUAACUGUCUGAACCUGAGCAGAGCUAGUAUAAAAUUCUUACCAGUUAGCCCUUUUCCUUAGGGAGGGGAAAUCUUUUUGGCAUCUCUUGCCUAGAAAAGAGCAAGAGUAAGAACGCAGGGGGUGUCAAUGUGUCUCUUGGAAUACAAGUACCUUUAUCCAUGGGAAAACAUGCCUGGUGAUGUCUGUAGGUAGCACCCUUCUCCUGAGUUCCUUUCCUUUUAUACGGCAUAGCAGAUGGUCCUUAUAUACCCCACUCAUGUCUCCUUUCCUGUCACCUCCAGAAAACUGGCACAGUUCUGAAUGAAGCCAUUUCAGUUUUCAGGGAAACUUACUGUUACUUUUGUAUCUUGGACAGGCAAAAGGUGCCAUAAACAACAGCUUUCAACACCAUUUAGCGUUGACCCUAAGUGGUGAAAGGCUUUCGUGGUGAAAAACAUGGGAAAAAAACCCUGUGAGUCUCUUUGAAAGGGCUUCUGGAUAUGUUAGGUCUAUUCCUUUCCUUCUGACAAUUUCGGGGCAGCUGCAGUGGUUAAUUCCUCCCUUUCCUGUUGACCAAGUGCAAACACAAUCUGGUUAUUUUAUCCUAUUUAUGCUCUUUAUCCAUGCUUUUCAAUGUCUGAGUUUUGUUAGUUGGCCAGUUCUUCCAAGUGUUUUGUUUUCUGGUUAACAUACACUGAUAUGGUGCUAUUGCAGUGUUUGGUAGAAUGACUUACGAAGAAAGAAAACUUUCAUUUUUCUUCUGUACACAAGCAUUAGUUGAAGUUAAACAUAACUAAUGAAUUCUGAUGUGUUUUAUCAGUUGUGCUUUACCAAACUUACAUGUUGGCCUGUACAGUUCAUUGAAGUUCUUCUGACAGUUACAUUUUACAGAGUGGAAAGAUACAGUGAGGCUGAACGACAUACUGUGUACAUGUCCUUAUGAUGGGAGUUCCUCAUGAUGAAUGUUUCCAUGAUUCAUGUUUUUAUAAAGAAUGCCAAAGGGAUGACUAUGGAUAUAUCACUUGUCAUAACUUGUAGUUCAGUUAACAAUAGUGAAGUAACUGUUUAAAAAAACAGCUAUUGUACAGGAAUGUUGAGUUAUGUUUGCUUUGCAAGAUUUCAAGCAAGCAUGACAUGGGAUGUGCUAGACAUGUCUCGUGACUUUUGAAUCGCUGGGGUAAAAGGGCUACUGCAAGUAAGAGCAGAUUUGUUAAUCACUCCUGUAUGCAAACAUUCCUACAGCAAUACAUUCUGUUCCCACUGCACACCCUUUGGGCAGCAGUGGAAGCUUUCUUUAACUCCACUGCUAGUCUAUAGUGCCUAGUGCUCAGUCUGUGCAAAUCCAUUGAUGGAACUACAAAGAGGGAAAUGGUUCCCAUAUCUUGGGCUUCUCAGAGGACGUAGAGCAGAGCACAGCACUGCAGUGAUAUGAGGGCUUGAGCCUGCUGCUGGCAUCACCAGCGUGGAAGGCAGAAGUGGUUUUGGGAGUAUGAAAGUGGGCAGAAGGAAGUCCGGUUUCAUAAUGCAUGGAGUCAGUUCAGUCCCACUGUUAGGAAUGGCUUCUCUAGAUCAAGUGACAGUAGAGCUAUUUUUUGAUAGAAAAUAGAAAUGGAUGAUUGGAGUGGAACCAAUGAGAGAAUGUCUGCAACAGUACCAAACAGGAAGGAAGGCUCUAAAGUGUUCCUGUUUGUGCAUUUCCUUGUAGGAAGGAAUUAAAUUCAUAGUAAGAAGUAUGGAUAAUUAUUAUCAUUAUCAGUAAUAAUAACACCAGGAUCAUAAAGAAGAACUGCUAGUACCAAUUACCAAUUUAGCCUGUUAUUGUGCAAUAACUGGAGAGAGGCCUGAUUUACAAACAAGGCAAAAGAAUUGUGCUUCUAUUUCUGAAACAUACUACCUUAAACAAUGAAUACCAUGAACACUGUCUUGUUCAUGACAACAGGAUGUCAUGAACAAGAGGAGGAAACUCUCUGGUGAACUCGUACAGGACAAGUUGACACUAAUCUCAAAUAUGGCAUCUGGCUUCUAAAUCUGUUUUAUUCUAUCUUAAUUAUGCAAGAACUAUGAAUCUGAUUUGACAACAAUCAUUAGGCGCAGGUUUUUUCUGAAGAACAGAGGAAUUUUUCCUUUCUGUUCUUUACAAGAUUUUAUCCCUUCCUCCAGGCUAACUUCUAUCCUAUUCCCUAUUAGGACAUUAUUCAUUGAUGCAACUUUGCAAACAGAUAAGAGGCUAUUUUUGACCCCAAAACUGUGAUGAAGUUGGUAAAAACAGAGCUACCUUGAGAAGAUAAUGAUACAUCAGUAAUAACCUGGUGUUCAAAAAGAAGAGAAAUAUGCAAUCAACGUAUAUUGAAAAUUAGGCUGUAGUUUAAGGAGUAUUUUCUUAAACAAAAAGGAGAUAUUUUAACUCAUAUCGGUUCCUUAGUAAAACUACUGUCCAUGUCUGUAAAUAAACUGUAUCACUGUUGCAGGCUAUUUUAAUCAGCAUUGACAUAGAAAUAUUCAUCCUGAUAUUAAGUAAGGUUUGAAGAGACCAAUUUAAAUAUCUUGCUGCACAGAGUGAAGGCAAAGACUUAGUUCUGGAUAUUUGACUAAGACAGCUAAGCAGUGCUGCCAACAGUAUGUACAAGUAUGUAAACUUUUGGUUUCCCAUGCUUAGUGAAAGUGAGAAAUGAUAGUGCCAAAAUCUGGAACCUACCAUCAAACUAAUGAGCUGUCAGAGCACACUUGCAUGAAAAAUUUCAAGUUUAAGGUAUUGCAUUAGAAAGGAUGUACUCUCUGAGAGGCUGUUAGAAGGUGGAAUGAUUAUACAGUUAUGCAUCUAUUGAUACUCAGAUCUGGUUUUAUUUUACAAAUAGUAAAAGCAGAAACAUUCUUGGUACUUUUGGAAGAAAUGUGGGAAGCUGUGCUCUGUAGUUGUAUUGCUCAACUGCAUCUUUUUAUCAAGUACAGAAGAAGAAAUCAGAAAAUGUGCUCUUACUAAAUUGUAAGGGUACUUUGUAUGCUGCUUAAAAUAAUCUGAUAAUGAUAUAUUGUCUGAUAUGACCUAAGAAUUUUCAUGCUUUCAUUUUAGUAUAAGACAUCCCAUAAUGAGAGUUCUACUCUGUUAAAUCAAGAAAUGGAUAAAUGUUCGAAUACUGGUUUUCCAAAAUUCCACCCCCCGAGGUGAUUUUUCUCAUUUCUGCUGCUCACAUUUUUGCUCCUCUCCCCAUCUUUCUGCGUCAAUAGUAAAUCAAAAUGUUAUAUUAUUUUUGUUGUGAAUGAAAAUGUGGUGACAGAUCCUGGAUGAAAAGUCCUAUAAUUCAUUAAUUCAUAACCCUAAUCCAGGAUCUACUACCCAUGAAAACCAAAACUGAGUAUGUACUCUUAUAUUUGGUCUUUCAAAAGGCUCCUAAGUUACCUCAGUUCCAGGCAGGGAAAGGAAUAAAGAAAUGGAUAAUCUCUUCAGAAUUUUACAUAUGCUUUAUUCAGAGAAUAGUGGAUCAAGUGUUUUAAACAAAGAAAGGAAGGAAACUUUUAUUUCUUGCCAAGAGAUUGAAACCUCCUGAUCUUUUGCCAAGCUAGUUUAUUUUGCUGCCAACAGUUUCCUCACCUUAAACAGCUCCUAUUAAUCUGUAAAGCUAACAGCAGUGAAGGAAACAGGCUCUGCAGAAUGGCAACACUGUAAGAAUCUGCUCUAGUUCAUGUAGGGACAGAUUCACUUUAAAAUUUUGGUAUGUAUUUGAAAGCACAGACAGUUCUAGGCAGGGGGUGGGUGACCUCAGAUGAUUCCUAACCAGAUUUUACUUUUUUCUCCAAGUGCAUGAAAGUUACUGGCUUUGUAAAUGUUGAUCUCUUACUGCACAGGAAUUAUUUAACUGCUUUUGCUAUUGAAUAAAAUAUGACCCUGAUUUUCAGGA